UGGGGGGGGUUGCUUUCCCUUUUCCAUGUUUUUUGAUGGAAAAGUGGUUCAGAGGAAGAGAGGUGCUUUCCUCACCUGUCCCCAUCCCUCUGCUGUCAAAUAGACACAAUUUUCUUUUUCUAGUGUCCUGUCCCAUUGCUUUUAGUGUGGUUUAAUUGUCCUUAAUUGCCUUUUAAUUGCCCUUCAUGCCCUUUUAAAUUAAUUCCUCUCCUACCCUUUUAACUUCAGGGAAGGAAAGAGCCUGGCUCUUGUGGGACUAUCUUCACUCUCAUUUCUCCUCGUUCUUGAUCCAUUUUUGCCCCCAAACCUGGUGUUCUUGGCUGGCGGAGCCAUGGCACUGCUGUGUUUGGCAGGUGUCAGCUUUGUUAGCAGCACUUUCUUGGGCAGGGAGGGGGUGAGUCCCUCGGGUGACUAAUCCCUGCAGACACUGAUGGGCAGGCUCUCACUGGGACAUCAUCCAACCUGGCCCAGGUGUGCAUUUCCCCUUGGUUGGCACAUACCGCACUGAGACGUGGCUGGCGGAUCCGGGAGGAGCUCGCUUAAGAGGUGACAAAGCCAAGUGCAGCUCUGAGCCUGGCUUGCAGCAGAUUCACCCUGGCAGCAAAGCCUCCCCUGUACCCCAAAGCCUCUCCCACCUGGAGCCAGAGGUUUCCGAGGAGGACAAAAGUGGCCCCACAUCCCUGGGCAGUGUUUGUGUGGGCACUGAGCUCGUGGCACCUCUUUUCUCCAGGCCAGGAUGGGUGACUCCAAGGUGUUAGAGAUUCCCCAAGUGACCAGCCGCAAUGAGAGCUCCGGCCCCUGCCUGAUCCCUUUGCUGCUGAUAAAAAUGAUCAACAAGUCUCGAGGGAAGAUACUCGGGGUGCUGGCUCUGUUUCUGGUGAUGGUUUGGUACUCGAUCUACCGGGAAGACAGGUACACACAGCUCUUUUAUUUCCCUGUGCAAGAAAACAACAAGACAACGUGUCCCCUUGGGGAGGUGGAAAAGAAAGCGGCGCAGCUCAUCGGGAACUACACGAGGGACCACCCACUGUUCUUGCAGCUGAAGGACUAUUUUUGGGUGAAGACGCCGUCGCUCUACGAGCUGCCCUACGGCACCAAGGGAAGUGAAGAUGUCCUCCUGCACCUGCUGUCCAUCACCCAUCACUCCCUGCCUGAGAGCAUCCAGAGCCUGAAGUGCCGGAGGUGUGCUGUGGUGGGCAACGGCCCCCGGCUCCGCAACAGCUCCAUAGGGGACACCAUCAACACCUACGAUGUGGUGAUCAGGCUGAACAACGCCCCGGUCCAUGGCUACGAGCAGGACGUGGGCACCAAGACCACCAUGCGCCUCUUCUACCCCGAGUCAGCCCACUUCGACCCCCGGGCCGAGAACAACCCCGACACGCUGCUGGUGCUCGUGCCCUUCAAGCCCUCGGACUUCCAGUGGAUGGAGGCCAUCCUUAACGACAAGAAGAGGGUUCGGAAGGGGUUUUGGAAGCAGCCCCCGUUGAUCUGGGACGCCAGGCCGGAGCAAGUGCGUGUCCUCAAUCCCUACUACAUGGAAGUAACUGCUGCUAAACUGCUCAACCUCCCCAUGAAGCAACCACGGAAGGUCAAACAGAAGCCCACCACAGGGCUGCUGGCCAUCACCCUGGCACUGCACUUCUGUGACCUGGUGCACAUCGCGGGCUUUGGCUACCCCGAUUCGGCCAACAAGAAGCAAACCAUCCACUACUACGAACAGAUCACACUCAAGUCCAUGGCUGGGUCGGAGCACAACGUGUCACACGAGGCCGUGGCCAUCAAGCGGAUGCUGGAGCUGGGACUCGUCAAGAACCUCACCUACUUCUGAGGAUGGCACAGGGACACGUCCCCCUCAGUGAGGGGACACUGUGCUGGCAUGGCCAGAGUGACCGAGGGCACAGCAUCCUUGUCACCACUGCCACCACCACGCCCUGGGACUCUUGGAGCGGGGCUGGGGCUGGGGGCCGCGCUGGACCGUGGGUGCCCAGGGUGGGGCAGCUCUGGGGUGCAGGGAGCCCGGCGGGGCCGUGGCACAGCGCCUUUUCUACUGACACACUGAAGCUACCGAGGACUUGGAGGGGGUUUUUGGGGUAGGGGGUCCUCCCUCCCAGCAGGCCUGAGGGGGUGAGUCAGGGCAGGAGCCCUUGCCCUGGACAUUCCCUUAAUUCCCUCAUACACUGACGAGAGCCCUGCUGAGGGGCUGAUUUUGGGGGUCCUGGCCACUCCCCACCCCAGGGAAUGGGAGCCUUUGGAGGCUAAUGUUGCCUCCUCCCUGCCCUGGACCUCCUCCCAAAUAUUUAAUUCCCCCCUUUUUUUUAAUUUCCUUUUUUACUUGGCAGCCCUGUCCUGUGCCUUAGCGCUGGCGUAGGGACUUGUCCCCACAGCCCCCCUGGGUGGGGGCACCCUGGGGUGCUUGGCUUUGGGGUCUGCCAGGGCCCUUUGGUGGUGCAGAUUAAUUUAAUUAAUUUAAAUGCUUA
Messenger RNA from Oenanthe melanoleuca, 2477 nucleotides. It is a transcript of the gene ST3GAL4, whose product is annotated as ST3 beta-galactoside alpha-2,3-sialyltransferase 4. The record is from RefSeq and is a predicted model, not a curated record. NCBI's taxonomy places the organism in Eukaryota, Metazoa, Chordata, Aves, Passeriformes, Muscicapidae. Gene Ontology annotation, molecular function: sialyltransferase activity. The coding region runs from base 737 to 1828 and encodes 363 amino acids. Gene Ontology annotation, biological process: glycolipid biosynthetic process. The transcript has 12 exons.